Lecanosticta acicola is the source of this 2127-nucleotide messenger RNA. Lineage: Eukaryota; Fungi; Ascomycota; Dothideomycetes; Mycosphaerellales; Mycosphaerellaceae. The record is from the annotation of a GenBank genome assembly.
AUGGACCCCUUGGUGGCCCAGAUGUUCGCCGAUCUUGGCAACGAGCGUCGCGAUGUCGUCUCUGCCCCUGAAGAAGACGAUCGCGACCGAGGCCGAGGCAAGGCUCCUCGUCACGUCCGUGACGAAGAGGAAAAGAAAUUCGCCGCGGCUGAGGCACACCGAAAUCGAGCGCUUGAGGGCGCCAAGAGCGGCAAUGCUAAGGGGGAGAUGAUUGCCAAGUGGAACACCCCUUCGAUAUUCGGAACGGACGAGAUCGCGGAGAAGAUGGAAAAUCGGUACAGUGGACAGGGGCAUCGACAGGCUCUUGAACAGCAGGAGCAGCAGAAGCGAGAUCGCUCGCCAGGUGCUGUUCGACCGCCUCGCUCUCAGAUCAACUAUACUCACCGACCUGCACCACGAACAGAUCCGAGCCGUCAGCGCGCACCAUCUCCACGCGCUGCCGGCGCUUUCCGCUUCAUCAAAGGUGCUCGUGUUGCAAUUACAGGACGUCCUGGGACCUCUGCCGCGAAGUCGGUUGUGGCUCCUCCAACCCCGGAGUUCAGGGACCUGCUAUCGUCAGCCCUGAAUGUCAAUGGUGCUAGCAAGACGUCCUCUUCCUCCACUGCCGCAAGCCGCCCUGCAAUGCCUGCCAUGCCGACUACGUUUCUCGCAGCAUCCUCAGCAGCUUCGACGGCUAACGCGAUCCAGGGUACGCAUCGAUUAUCCAACGCUUCUAGACCCACAGCUGUGGGUGCUUCAACAUCAGCUGGUCGGCGUUCUCAUGACAGUUCUGCUGCAACGCCUGCCGUUGCGUCUCCUCAGCUCGGAAAGGCCUCGGUUUCAGUAUCGAGCGCGAACACUGCUCCGCGCACAAGCUCUACAUCUUCGGGCUCGACUUCUGCACCGGCGAUACCAGGCUUCAACGCCUUGCCGGGAGCUUUCCCUGCCUCAUGGAAUUCGCCAUCCACUUCUGGCGCCACUCCGCGAACCGUUCCAUCCACUGGCAAGAGUCUCUUGGAUCUUACGCGCUCCAUCAUGUCGAAGAAGUCUCAGUCCACGCAGUCCACAGCGAUAGCACCUGCAACUUCCAGUCCACCGCAAAUGGCAUCAAGCACCGCGCAGCCCCAGCCUGCGGCCGCUCCUCGUUCAAGUGUUUCGCCUCAGACGGCAGGUGCAUCUACUUCCUCUUUGUUGACCCCGUCUACAACUCCAGCGCCCGCGACAACGACGGCGAGACCUUCCGCAGUACCGCCACAUGGCACGAUUGCGAGACAGCGCGUGACACCUGCAACAUCUACUGCCUCGCUGUCAGGACCUCGGACUCGUGCCGUUCCCUCUGCUGCACGAGCGAGAGCACCCUCGCUGGCUCCUAGUUCUUCCCUGGAACCCGUCUCAGCAUCGGUGUCCGCUCCAGCGCCUGCACCAGCACGUCUGAUCGCUCCGAAUCCCCCGGGAGCGGGUGUGUCUCGUCCACCGCGCGAGCAAGAGAUCGAAGAUCGGGUCGUCAGCUCGCUGGCGUAUGAUGCCGCGGCUGAUUUGACUCAGACUCAGGCUUUCCUGCACAAGUACCCUCAUGGUGCCGAGUUCAUCAAUGAAGCUCACCGGAAGAUCGCCGAGGAGGUUGUGGACCACUCCACUGACCCCGACAGCGCAGACGCGCGGCGUUACAUCCGACUCUGGGGCAACCGCCGCGAUCUCAUCGGUAUCGCCGCUGCAGCUCGUGCUGGUAGAUAUUCGGGACAGAGCGACGACCCGCUGCUUCAGAAGGUCUUGGCGGCUGCUCAGAAGGCUAGGGAGAAGGACGAUGCAGAGCGAGAGGCAGCAGCUGCCAGCGCAGCUUCUUCUAGCACCGUUGACAGCAGCUCUCGCCGAGACAGCGCCUCUUCGUCUGGCACUCGGCACAGCGAGCCAUCGCCUGGUACCACGGAGCCAUCGAUCACCGAACGCCUGCGCGGAAUGAUCACGGCCAUCUUCUACAACACCGACGGCGUGUAUCUAUGCGAGCAUCAACAUCCAGUACCUGAUCCAGUGCGAAUGCGAGUCAACAUCAACUCCACCGAGAGCAUUUGCAAUCCGCUCGAUUACGCUGCCCAGCUUGAGGCCAUCGCUCACGAGAUGCUCCAUCGCUCCAAUGGCGGGCGGAAGUGA